AUGCUCAAUUGUGCAGAUACAUCAACCCCUUAUUAUGCUGAGGUAGUUUCAGUCUUGAAGAGCAUAUUUGGGCUGUCUUCCUUUAGGCAAAACCAACUUGAAGUUAUCAACGCCAUACUGGAUGGAAAAAAUGUCUUCGUCGUAACACCCACCGGUGGUGAGAAAAGUCUUUGUUGUCAACUUCUGGCAGUCUGUAAGAAUGAUAGGACCCAGUGA
Messenger RNA from Suillus fuscotomentosus, 216 nucleotides. RefSeq lists its product as uncharacterized. NCBI's taxonomy places the organism in Eukaryota, Fungi, Basidiomycota, Agaricomycetes, Boletales, Suillaceae. Bases 1 to 216 code for a protein of 71 amino acids. Gene Ontology annotation, biological process: double-strand break repair via homologous recombination. Gene Ontology annotation, molecular function: four-way junction helicase activity; 3'-5' DNA helicase activity. The transcript has a single exon. The record is from RefSeq and is a predicted model, not a curated record. Gene Ontology annotation, cellular component: nucleus; cytoplasm; chromosome.